Messenger RNA from Sinocyclocheilus rhinocerous, 615 nucleotides. RefSeq names its product guanylyl cyclase inhibitory protein-like. NCBI's taxonomy places the organism in Eukaryota, Metazoa, Chordata, Actinopteri, Cypriniformes, Cyprinidae. The coding region runs from base 1 to 615 and encodes 204 amino acids. The transcript is spliced from 6 exons. Gene Ontology annotation, molecular function: calcium ion binding. The record is from RefSeq and is a predicted model, not a curated record.
AUGUCGGCCUCCUAUGGGACAGGCAUUAUACAUAACGGAUACAUAACCUUACCCUGCAGAAAAGGUGGUACUUACGUCACAGAGCUUUAUGAAUGGUUCAGGAAGUUCCUGAAUGAAUGCCCCAGUGGACUGAUCACCCUCCAUGAGUUCAGAUGUCACUUCUGCAAUGGAACCGUGGGAAAAGAGUCAGCGGAGUAUGCAGAGCAGAUAUUCCGCACACUAGAUAACAAUGGGGAUGGAGUUGUGGACUUCAGAGAAUAUGUGACAGCUAUCAGCAUGUUGAUUGAGGGCACGACAGUGGAGAAGCUGCGCUGGUCCUUCAAACUCUAUGAUAAAGACAAAGAUGGAGCCAUCACACGCUCAGAGAUGCUUGAAAUCAUGCAGGCUGUGUACAAGAUGAGCGUUGCAGCAUCACUGACCAAACCUGAUCCACUGACUGCUGAAGAAUGCACCAGUAGGAUAUUUGUACGGCUGGACAAAGAUAACAAUGUCAUGAUCAGUCAAGAGGAAUUCAUUGAAGGCGCGCUGAAUGACGAAUGGAUCAGAGAGAUGUUGGAGUGUGAUCCAAACACAGUGAAGAUGGAGAGGUCUCUCAAAGGCCAUGCAGUACUAUAA